AUAAAGGCUCCUGCUCGACCAAGUCACUACGAUUUCGAAACUUUUUGACUUUGGCGAUCGAUAAUGGAGUGGGAGAGUGAUGAUAAAGAACUAAAGGCGGCCGGAGCUGAACCUCUUCCGGGCGGCCGUCGUGGACUCCGCAUUCACGGUUGGGAGAUCGAGUGUCGCAAGCUUUUCAUUCUCAAUUCUCUUCAUCUUCAACGAUGGGAAAAAGAACUUCAGACAACUCACUUGCCGGAGAUGGUAUUUGGAGACAAUUGUUUGGUGCUUAAGCAUGUAAAUAGUGGCACAAAAUUCUUUUUCAACGCAUUUGAUGCUUUAGUAGGUUGGAAACAUGAGGCCUUGCCGCCUGUUGAAGUUCCAGCAGCUGCAAAAUGGAAAUUCAGGAGUAAACCUUUGCAACAGGUGGUGCUCGACUAUGACUAUACCUUCACAACACCUUACUGUGGAAGUGAAACUGUCGAAAGCAAUGUCGAGUGUGGAAGUGCAAUACCUGAAGAAGGCAGCAGCUGCAUUCAGUGGGAGGAUUGUAAGGAGAAAAUUGAUUUGGUUGCAUUGGCGUCUAAAGAACCUAUUCUCUUCUAUGAUGAGAUAAUCUUAUACGAAGAUGAACUGGCAGAUAAUGGGAUCUCACUUUUGACUGUUAAAGUGAGAGUCAUGCCUAGUGGUUGGUUCCUAUUGCUGCGUUUCUGGCUUAGGGUUGAUGGAGUGCUUAUGAGACUAAGAGACACUCGUUUGCAUUGUUUAUUUGGGGAGCAUAACAAAUCCUCUAUUCUUCGUGAAAGCUGCUGGAGAGAAACCACAUUUCAGGCCUUGUCUUCGAAAGGAUAUCCCUCUGAUGCUGCUGCAUAUAGUGAUCCAAGCAUCAUUGCUGACAGGCUUCCCAUUGUAAUGCAGAAGACUCAAAAACUCAAUGUUGGAGUGUCCUGUAAGCAAUAAAAGGAUAUCCCUCUGAUGCUGCUGCAUAUAGUGAUCCAAGCAUUGUCGCUGACAGGCUUCCCAUUGUAAUGUAGAAGACUCAAAAACUUAAUAUUGGAGUGUCCUGUAAGCAGUAGUAUGAUCCUAGAUUGUUGUCUAAGAUCUUUUCAUUUACCCGCUUUUAUGGAACUUAAUUUACAUUUUGUUAUUUAUCCUCAAGCAAGUUAUGAAUAGCACAACCUGGAGUGCUUCUGCUUUGUCCUUCA
Molecule: messenger RNA, 1184 nt
Organism: Solanum pennellii
Lineage: Eukaryota; Viridiplantae; Streptophyta; Magnoliopsida; Solanales; Solanaceae
Product: TIP41-like protein
Exons: 9
Coding region: 64-939 (291 amino acids)
Biological process (GO): TOR signaling
Cellular component (GO): cytosol
Source: RefSeq, a predicted model, not a curated record